AACAAAUCUCACCUUCCACAUCUCACACUCAGCUCCUACAUAACCACAUACCACCUCCCACCCACCCGCCCACCUAACAAACACAACACCCCAACACCUCAAUCCCACCUCAACACCAAAACCAACCCCAAAAUGAACGCCGCCUCCCUCGGCGACACCGCCCUCCAAUCCUCCGACCCCACCACCGCAACCCUACACUACACCACCGCACUCCUCACGCACCCCCGAUCGCCCAGCUACUUCAUCAAGCGCUCCACCGCCUUCUCACGGCUAAAGCCGACGCCGAAUCUCCCCGCCGCGCUCCGCGAUGCCGAGUCCGCUGUUCUGCUUGCCCGCGAGCGGGGCAAACGCGAGUUGAUCGUCGAGGCGCAGAUGCGCAGAGCCAUCGUGUUGUUUCUCAUGGGGAGGUAUGUUGCUGCUGAGGGGGUGGUGGGGGUUGUGGAGCGGAUGGUGGGGUUGGAUAAGGAUGGGAAUAAUGGGGAGGAUAAGGAGGAGAAGGUGAGGAGGGCGAUGGGGGGGGCAGCUGCUGGUGCUGCUGGGAAGGGUGUUGAGGCGGAGGUGAGGAUUUGGGGGGCGAAGAUUAGGGCGAAGGUGAGGGGGUUGGAGGGGAAUGGGGAGGGGGAUAAGGUGGAGGAGGUUCCGGUGGGGGUUAAGGUGCCUGGGGAGAAGGAGUUGAGGGCGCAGUUGGAGGAGUUGAGGGGGGGGAGUAGGAGUAAGAGUACGGUUGGGGGUGUUACUGAGAAGGAGGGGGGUCAGAAGGUUGAGGAUAAGGCUGGGAAGGGGGAAGUGGAGGAGAAAGCCGAGGUUAAGGAGACUCAGCAGCAGCAACAAGUCAAGGUCCGUCAUGAAUGGUACCAGUCCGGAGAGACGGUGGUCGUGACGUUGUACGUGAAAGGCGUACCUAAGGAUAAAGUGGCUAUUGAGCUGAAAGAGGACUCGACAUCCCUCCAAUUCCCCCUCCCCUCCGGCGCCGAAUACGACUUCACCCUCGACCCGCUCUUCGCCCCCAUCGACCCCUCCACCUCCAAGGUCUCCGUCUUCUCCACCAAGAUCGAAAUCUCCCUGCGCAAGAAAUCCCCAGGCCAGAAAUGGAGCGCCUUGGAAUCCUCCACCGGACUUACUCCCCAGCCUGUUACAACUACACCCAUCACCACUACCACCGCACACAUCAAACCACAAGCCCAGGGCCCAGCAUACCCUACCUCCUCCCGCCACGGCGCCAAAGACUGGGAUAAGCUUGCUUCAAGCCUAACCCAGAAGUCGAAGAAGGACAAACCCAAGAAUAAAGACGCGACCAAGGCAGAAGGGAAAGGAGAAGGAGAAGAUGAUGAUGAAGCAUCGGACGCCGAAUCCAUCAACUCAGACUUCGGCGGCGGUGAUGCCGUCGACGGGUUCUUCAAGAAACUCUAUGCGAAUGCGGACCCGGAUACCCGUCGCGCUAUGGUGAAGAGUUAUGUGGAGAGUCAGGGGACUUCGUUGAGUACGAAUUGGGAUGAGGUUGGUCAGGGACCGGUUAAGGUUAGGCCGCCUAGUGAGUGAUUUCUUUCUUUCUUUUCAUCUUUCUCUUCUGGGGGGAUAGAAUGGGGGAAGGAAGGAGGGAAGAAGGGGGAAGAGGAAGGAGAAUGCGAAUUGCAAGCGUGGAGUUUAUUUCCAAGGUCUACUUACUAUCCAUGUUGUGGGUGCAUGUGGGUGGUGUUUAUGGUUUGGUAGUUUGAUUUCUUAAUUCUCUUUGUUGCUUUGUCUUGCUAGUUGUAGCUUAGCUCUGCUUUGCUUGUAAUGGUAAUUUGUUUGAAAUUGAGACUGUGG
Messenger RNA from Aspergillus neoniger CBS 115656, 1806 nucleotides. RefSeq names its product co-chaperone SGT1. Gene Ontology annotation, molecular function: protein-folding chaperone binding. Gene Ontology annotation, biological process: protein stabilization. NCBI's taxonomy places the organism in Eukaryota, Fungi, Ascomycota, Eurotiomycetes, Eurotiales, Aspergillaceae. The coding region runs from base 133 to 1539 and encodes 468 amino acids. The transcript has 2 exons. The record is from RefSeq and is a predicted model, not a curated record.